AGCUGCGAGCUUGAGCGGCGCGAGGAGAUGCUAGAGGGCGCCGCGCCGCCAGCACCAUGCGCCCCCCGCCCGCGCUGGCCCUGGCCGGGCUCUGCCUGCUGGCGCUGCCCGCCGCCGCCGCCGCCGCCUCCUACUUCGGCCUGACCGGGCGGGAAGUCCUGACGCCCUUCCCAGGAUUGGGCACUGCGGCGGCCCCGGCACAGGGCGGGGCCCACCUGAAGCAGUGUGACCUGCUGAAGCUGUCCCGGCGGCAGAAGCAGCUCUGCCGGAGGGAGCCCGGCCUGGCUGAGACCCUGAGGGACGCUGCGCACCUCGGCCUGCUUGAGUGCCAGUUUCAGUUCCGGCAUGAGCGCUGGAACUGUAGCCUGGAGGGCAGGACAGGCCUGCUCAAGAGAGGCUUUAAAGAGACAGCUUUCCUGUACGCGGUGUCCUCUGCCGCCCUCACCCACACCCUGGCCCGGGCCUGCAGCGCUGGGCGCAUGGAGCGCUGCACCUGUGAUGACUCUCUGGGGCUGGAGAGCCGGCAGGCCUGGCAGUGGGGCGUGUGCGGUGACAACCUCAAGUACAGCACCAAGUUUCUGAGCAACUUCCUGGGGUCCAAGAGAGGAAACAAGGACCUGCGGGCACGGGCAGACGCCCACAACACCCACGUGGGCAUCAAGGCUGUGAAGAGUGGCCUCAGGACCACGUGUAAGUGCCAUGGCGUAUCAGGCUCCUGUGCCGUGCGCACCUGCUGGAAGCAGCUCUCCCCCUUCCGUGAGACAGGCCAGGUGCUGAAACUGCGCUAUGACUCGGCUGUCAAGGUGUCCAGCGCCACCAAUGAGGCCUUGGGCCGCCUAGAGCUGUGGGCCUCUGCCAGGCAGGGCAGCCUCACCAAAGGCCUGGCCCCGAGGUCUGGGGACCUGGUCUACAUGGAGGACUCACCCAGCUUCUGCCGGCCCAGCAAGUACUCGCCUGGCACGGCAGGUAGGGUGUGCUCCCGGGAGGCCAGCUGCAGCAGCCUGUGCUGCGGGCGGGGCUAUGACACCCAGAGCCGCCUGGUGGCCUUCUCCUGCCACUGCCAGGUGCAGUGGUGCUGCUACGUGGAGUGCCAGCAAUGUGUGCAGGAGGAGCUUGUGUACACCUGCAAGCACUAGGCCUACUGCCCAGCAAGCCAGUCUGGCACUGCCAGGACCUCCUGUGGCACCCUUCGAGCUGCCCAGCCGGCCCUCUGGGCAGGCAGUCAUCACGUGCAUGCAUAAACCGGCAUGUGUGCCACUCACCACCAUUCCUUGGCCAGCCUUUUGCCUCCCUCGAUACUCAACAAAGAGAAGCAAAGCCUCCUCCCUUAACCCAAGCAUCCCCAACCUUGUUGAGGACUUGGAGAGGAGGGCAGAGUGAGAAAGAUGUGGAGGGAAAUAAGGGAGACCAAGAGCACAGCAGGACUGAAGUUUUGGAGGGGAGAGAGGGGCUAUUCCAUCUUGCUUCCCAGGAUGAAUGGCUCGGAGCCAGCGUGUUCUUGGGAGGUGAACCGCUGGGCUAGGAAUUCCAAGGCAGUCAGUGCCAGCUGGAAGUGAAGGCGGGAGCCUGGCUGGGAUGGGCCAGUUGGGUCCUGUGGCCCUGCUCAGGUGCAGUGGGCUCCAGGUGUCACACACCUCCACCACUCCCCUGGUUUUGCUGUGCCGGAGAUGGGGAGAAAGCCGAGGUGGUGGAAGCCAUCUGUUUAGAGAAAGGAGAGCUUUCUGCGCUUGAGUGGAUCCGUGAGAUCUGUGCCCUGGAGCCCUGUGUCCUUGAUUCAGCUUUUCAAAUAUGCCUCCCCUGAGGCCUCAUUCUUGUCUUGAGAGCUGGGUUAUGCACACUCACCCAGCCAUGCUCAAAACCACCACCAGUGCAGGUAAGACAGGUUGGAGAACUGGCCACCAAGGCGGGACUCAGUGCACCUGAGGUUGAACAGGGAGACAGUGGCCCCUCCCUGUGUUCCCUGCUGGCCAAAGGAAUCUUCACUCCCAGCCCAGAGGAGGAGGGCGACAGCUUCCUGGUGCCUGGCAGUGACGUGGCGAGCUCAGUGUCUCAGCUGGCUCUUGAGUGAGCUUUGGUAACUUCCUGUGGCUGGGGCCUGCCUGGUCGGUGACACCCCCACACCAGCUGAGUUCACAAUACUGAAGACCAGCUGGCUCAUGAGCUAUGACUUGAAGUUACAUUUCUAUUCUUGUGGCUGCUCAUCUAAUUAAGGCUUUUGCCCUGGCUGGGGUUAUAGGUGCUUGAGUCCUUGCUAAGCCUGGCUCCCGGGUAGCCUCCUUCAGUUCCUAAUGGCCUCUCACUUGACCCUCACUUUGCCUCUUACUUGAGGAGGAGCCGUGACUUGGAUAAUUUCCUCAGAUCCUGUGGAUAUUUUCAGCGGCACCUGCCAAGGCCCUCUGUGAAAGGAGGAGAGACUGGUACCUCCGCACAGGCACACAUGGAUGCACAGCCCCUGGACCGGGCUGGGGGUUCCUGUUGCACACGCCUAUCUUGUUCAGGAUGAAAACCUUGCAGGAGUCCCCUUGCUGGAGGCAUUGUACUUCCCCAGAGUGGGGCCCGAUGCCACCCAGGAGGAAGUGACUUCUUUCGGGAAGCCCUGGGCCACUUUGCUGGCCCUGCCACGCCCAUCUGUCAGCUUCCUUUCUCCCUAAACCUAGAGUUGCUGACCCUUCACCAACACAGGAAAUUUCAGAAUCAGCUGAAUGCUCAGAAACCUCGCCUGUGCCAGCUCCAGGACAAAGGCCCGCUGACUGUACCCUGGCCAACUCCCUGAGACCUCCAAGGGUGAGGAGGAGCUGCCCAGUCUCCAGUGGAUCAGGGCAGUCUGCUGGAUGCUGGAAGGAUUUUUGACUGCAGAGGCUCGGCUGAGAAGCCAAACUGACCUGAGCCCCUCUCGUUAAAAUGACAUCGCUGACCCAAGCACCUGGCCCACACCUUGGCAGCAGGAGAAAAAUGGGGAGAGGGCUGGUUUUUUCCUUUCUUCCACUUCCCCACAGCAUGGAGACUUUCUCUGCCUUCCCAAUCCAUCUUGCUCCUCCAAGACCCCAACUCUGCCUGCACCCAGGCUCAGUGCUGGGCGUAAGGCAGCAGGGACCUCACUAGCAGAGCAGGGGGCCUGGGAGCAACUUGGGGACCAGAGCACCCUGAUCCACCAACACACCACCUGCAUCCUGACUUCAUGGCUGGCAGUGCCAGGGUCGCAGGAGGGCAAAGGGCAGGCUCUAAGUCAUCUAGGCAGGGGCUGGCCGCUAACAUGGACACCCCAAGUCAAUGGCACAGUGCAGGUUCUGAGGGUUCCUUGGCUUGUGGGGUCUUCUCUGUCUGUCUCUCUCCCUCUCUUCUCCUUCCUUACUCUCAUCCCUUUCUUUUCCAGUUACCUCUAAAGACCCACCUCGGCCCUCUUGGGGCCCCUGGGGACUAGAGUGACCACUGACCCCUCAUUCUACAGCUUUAAGGGAAAUGCUCACAGGGUAUUUUUGUCUACCUCAAAUAUAUAGCUUUUAGAGCAAAGGAGAAUAAUUUAUAUAGCUAAGAUAUAUGGGAAAGUAUUUAUAUUAUUUAUAUAGUUGCUAUAUUUCAUGGACAGCACAGGUGGGGUUUGUGUGGUUUCCUGGAAACCCUCUGUCAGGGGAGAUACAGCCUGACUUGAGCGGGUCCCCCACUGAGCAGGAGGCCAGGUCACCGGGAAGGAGGACAAACCUGUAUCCCAUGACUGGGUCUGUCUUGGAGCUGGUGAGCACAUGUCCCCUCUGUGAUGAGCCCUGGUGGGCUCCAUUCAGACUCUCCUUGUGACGUUUUUGUAGAUUUUCUGCUCUUUUGGGUCCAGGCCCCCUUCUUCUGCUCUGGCAAAAGUGUCUUGCUCAUAAUAAUAAUGACAACGAGAAUUCCCACACCUGGCAUUUGUAAAGCACUUUGCUAUUUAGAAACAAAAACUUUUACCCCUUUCAUCUCACUUGAUUUCUCCGUUAUCUCUGUGAGGUAGGUGGGGCCACAUUACUAUGGCCAUUUUAUAGAUGAGGCCCAGAGAUGGAGAGCUGUGCUCAAAGUCACACCGAAGAGACUUGUUCAAUGAAUAUUUAUUGAACAUCUCCAUAGACCAGGCACUACGGGCUGACCUGCUCUGAGCCCAGGAGCCCCAAAGCCUGGAUACCACUGUGAGCCCAAGAACUCAGGGAAGCAGUUCCUUCCCGGGCUGUGAUCCCGGCCUUUUGGAUCUGGAUGGCAUGUUAGCACUUUCCCCAAGUGGAGUCCCAUGUCUCAGGGGCUGAGGCUGCCUGAGAAGGCUGGAGAGACCAGGACCCCACGGAGGCCACUCCAAGGGGUCCUUCUGCUCACAUCGCCCAAGAAGGUUGGGCUACACCACCGGGCCCCUCCCAACCUACAGAUGAAUUUUGUUUGCUCUCAUUUGUGUUUUGCUUGUAAAAAUGAAUUGUUUUCCACUGGAUUUCUGGCUGCUUUUGCAAAAGUCAGCUGCACUGGCAGACUGGGCCUGCAUGUCCUCCUGCAGGCAGCUGGAACGAGGGAGUCUAAUGGACAGGAUGCCCCAGUGCCCCCCUUGCUCAUGGAUGCUCCUGCCUGCCUCUCAUGAGCACAUAGUCCUGUUCCCUGGUCUAGAUAAGACCAGCUUUCCUGGUACCCUUCAUCACCUGGCAGACAGACAGCCCCGUGCCAACCCUGGACAUUACUUGCUUUUGAACCUUUCCUUUCUCAACAACCAUGAACUUCAAAUGCUUUUUGUCUCAGGACACUUUAGAAUAACAAUGGAAGCCAUCACUUAUUGAGCGCCCCUUAUGUCCAUUUAUUCAACCAAUGAUUAUUUAGGGAUCUCUUAUUGAGCGCCAGGCAGCAUCCUGGGUGCUUGGUACAGCAAGGAACAGGACCAAGUCUCUGCCUCAUGGGGCUGACAUCCUAGUGGGUGAGAAAGACAAUAAACCAAUAAAUGACAUGCCAGUUAUUUGCA
This is a messenger RNA of Pongo pygmaeus (Bornean orangutan), 4960 nucleotides long. RefSeq names its product Wnt family member 9B (gene WNT9B). The record is from RefSeq and is a predicted model, not a curated record. Gene Ontology annotation, molecular function: cytokine activity; frizzled binding. The transcript is spliced from 4 exons. Lineage: Eukaryota; Metazoa; Chordata; Mammalia; Primates; Hominidae. Gene Ontology annotation, cellular component: extracellular region. Bases 57 to 1136 code for a protein of 359 amino acids. Gene Ontology annotation, biological process: cell fate commitment; canonical Wnt signaling pathway; neuron differentiation.